This is a messenger RNA of Hypomesus transpacificus, 2966 nucleotides long. It is a transcript of the gene coq8aa, whose product is annotated as coenzyme Q8A, genome duplicate a. Gene Ontology annotation, molecular function: kinase activity. The transcript is spliced from 15 exons. The coding region runs from base 124 to 2103 and encodes 659 amino acids. Lineage: Eukaryota; Metazoa; Chordata; Actinopteri; Osmeriformes; Osmeridae. Gene Ontology annotation, cellular component: extrinsic component of mitochondrial inner membrane. Gene Ontology annotation, biological process: ubiquinone biosynthetic process. The record is from RefSeq and is a predicted model, not a curated record.
UGCACAGUUGGUAAACAUAGUUGACCUCAUGGUGAUCAGACGAGUCGUCUCAAGAGCAAGGCAGCAACACUGAAAGGGCAAUUACGUACUUGCAAAUUCGAGUGUGUGUGAGUUUGUGUGGGCAUGGCGGCAGCCGGUGACGUGAUGUUGCUAAUGCGUGGUCUGGCCAAGCUGAGCCAGGCUGUCCUGGAGACCCAGGCCAGCACCCUGCGGGCAGGAGCGGGGGGCGAGGGGCUACAGGCGGCAGCCCAGAGCAUCCAGAUGAGCGCGGAGCAGGGGCUCUCUGCUGCCAUGAUGAAGAUGCAGGAGUUUAGCGGUCAGCAGCAGAGCUCCCCAGACAUGGGGAUGGACUCGAGCUACGAUUUCAGCAGCGAGGAGGCGGCUGUCAACUCCUCCGAACACGGAAGCUUCCGGGAAGAAGAGGCAGGCUUCCCAGAGGAAACAGGAAGUGGGCACGGUACAACCAGCGCAGCAGCAGGCCACGCCCAAGGGAAGUCUCUGUUUGAGGGUUACAAGGAUCCCAGCAAGCAGUUCACCCCUCCAACCCGCUCCUUCCAUUUAGACAGAAAGGUUUAUGGACAGACCCGAGCCUACCAUUUGAACAGGCAGUUUGUUGGACAGCUGAGGUCCUACCACCAGGACCAUCCCUCUGUGGGAGGGCUCACUGCAGAGGACGUGGAAAAGGCUCGCGAGGCCAAGAGGAAAGACAACAAGCCACACAAACAAAUGCUGAGUGAGAGAGCCAGAGAGAGGAAGGUGCCAGUGACCAGGCUAGGAAGACUGGCCAACUUUGGAGGUCUUGCGGUAGGACUGGGGUUCGGGGCUCUGGCUGAAGUGGCCAAGAAGAGCAUGAGGCCAAGUGAGAGAAACGGUGAAAAGAAUGCGGUACUGGACUCCACCAGCCCCUUCCUCUCGGAGGCCAACGCUGAGCGGAUCGUCAGAACGCUGUGCAAGGUCCGUGGGGCGGCCCUGAAGCUGGGCCAGAUGCUCAGCAUCCAAGACGAUGCUUUCAUCAACCCCCAGCUUGCCAAGAUCUUUGAGCGUGUGCGCCAGAGUGCUGACUUCAUGCCCAUCAAACAGAUGACGAAAGCCCUAAAUAGUGACCUGGGUCCUAACUGGAAGGACAAGCUGGAGUCUUUUGAGGACCGUCCGUUUGCCGCAGCCUCCAUCGGGCAGGUGCACCUGGCAAAGAUGAAGGAUGGCCGGGAGGUUGCCAUGAAGAUCCAGUACCCCGGAGUGGCCCAGAGCAUCAACAGUGACGUCAACAACUUGAUGACGGUCCUCAGCAUGAGCAAUGCUUUGCCUGAAGGGCUGUUCCCAGAGCACCUGAUCGAGGUGAUGAGCAGAGAGCUGGCUCUGGAGUGCGACUACAUCAGAGAGGCUCAGUGUGCCAGGAAGUUCAAGCUGCUACUGAAGGACCACCCGUUCUUUUAUGUGCCUGAUGUCAUUGAUGAGAUGAGCGGCAACUCUGUUCUCACGACAGAGCUGGUUCCGGGGUUCCCACUGGACCAGGCCGAAAAACUGCCCCAAGAGCUCAAGAACGAGAUCUGUGAGCACAUCCUGACUCUGUGUCUGAGGGAGCUGUUUGAGUUCAGAUACAUGCAGACGGACCCCAACUGGUCCAACUUCUUCUACGACCCGCAGACGCACAGGGUGGCACUGUUAGACUUUGGAGCCACAAGAGGGUUUGAUGAAAGCUUCACCGAUGUCUAUAUCGAGGUCAUUAGAUCAGCAUCGGAGGGAGACAGAGAGGGGGUUCUCAAGAAGUCCAUAGAGAUGAAGUUCCUCACCGGAUAUGAAUCCAAGUCCAUGGAGAAUGCCCAUGUGGAUGCAGUGAUGAUCCUGGGCGAGGCCUUCGCCUCCACGGAGCCGUUUCACUUUGGCGCCCAGAGCACGACGGAGCGCAUCCAUAAUCUCAUUCCCGUCAUGCUGAAGCAGAGGUUGACUCCGCCCCCCGAGGAGACCUACUCGCUGCACCGCAAGAUGGGCGGGUCAUUCCUCAUCUGCUCCCGCCUCAAUGCUAAGCUCAGCUGCAAAGCCAUGUUCCAGCAGGCUUAUGACAACUACUGGAGGGACCGCCCCAAGCCCCAGCCCAGCCAAUGACUGGCCUGACCCACACUGACGGACACUGCCCAAAGCCAAUGGCAGGGCUCACAGGGCUGGGAUCAAGGGUCUGAGGGACUGGUGUUUGGAGGGAGAAAAGGCUAAACCAGCCUAGUGAUGAAUGUAUAUGGGUUGUCCUCUUUCUCUUUUCUCCUUUUCUCUCCAUCCCUCUCUUCCGGUUAUGUCAUGUUUUAUUUGUCAUUUUUGAGUGAGCGUGUUAAUACACCAUAGCUGUUCAGUUAACAAUUUAUCACAGGACUGAUCUUACGGUCAGUUUGUUAGUGUCUGAAUGCGUCAAGUUACCUUCGAAGCAAGCAAAGGGAGUCUGACAAUCGGGAGUGUAAAUCUAAUCCACUGCUUUAGUCUGGUCUGACUUUCUACACUGGGAACAUUUCAGACAUGCCGUUUUGUAAGAACGGUUAUUGGUAUCAAAGUAGUCAAAAUAGAAAGCCACCAGAGAACAAGCAUAGGACGCCAGCCUGUAAGACUGCUUACUGAUUACUUUGAAGGACUGAUUGUGUUAUUGUAUAUUUUGCAGUAGCAAACCCCAGGGUUAUUCAGUGACCCUCAGAGAGUAUCACCUAGCUGUACAGGCGAUGGAGGAGGGAGAGCAUGGGUCUCCCUUAGAUGGAACACGAGGACGUUUGAGGAAAGACGAUGCACAAUAACUUUCUUGGCAUACAAAUGAAUAAUGUGCCUAUAGAUUUCUAGUUGUGGGUUGUUAAUGACAUGUCUCUUUAUAUCGAUAUUAGAAACAACAACAAAAAAAGAUGGUUUUAGAUUUUCUAAUCAAAGGCAUUCUCACCACACGUUGUGACGAUCAACAGGAAAAUAUUAAAUAUGUGAUUCUAAACUUCCUUUCA